AUGGUCAACCCCACUGCGUCCCUCGACAUCACUGUCGACGGCAAGCCCUUGGGCCGCGUCGCCUUCGAGUUGUUUGCAGACAAAGUUCCAAAAACAGCAGAAAAUUUUCACACUCUGAACACUGGGGAGAAAGUAUUUGGCUAUAAAGGUUACUGCUUUCACAGAAUUAUUCCUGGGUUUAUGUGCCAGGGUGGUGACUUCACAUGCCAUAACGGCACUAGUGGCAAGUCCAUCUACGGGGAGAGGUUUGAUGAUGAUAACUUCAUCCUGAAGCAUACAGGUCCUGGCAUCUUGUCCAUGGCCAGUGAUGGACCCAACAUAAAUGGUUCCCACUUUUUCAUCUGCACUGCUAAGACUGAGUGGUUGGAUGGCAAGCACAUGAUCUUUGGCAAGAUGAAAGAGAGCACAAACAUUGUGGAAGUCAUGGAGCACUUUGGGUCCAGGAAUGGCAAGAUCAGCAAGAAAAUCACCAUUGCCUACCAUGGAGAAGUCUCAUAA
This is a messenger RNA of Choloepus didactylus (southern two-toed sloth), 498 nucleotides long. Its product is annotated as peptidyl-prolyl cis-trans isomerase A-like. Bases 1 to 498 code for a protein of 165 amino acids. NCBI's taxonomy places the organism in Eukaryota, Metazoa, Chordata, Mammalia, Pilosa, Megalonychidae. The transcript has a single exon. Gene Ontology annotation, biological process: protein peptidyl-prolyl isomerization. Gene Ontology annotation, molecular function: peptidyl-prolyl cis-trans isomerase activity. The record is from RefSeq and is a predicted model, not a curated record.